CUCGCGUGAUCGAGGAUGGGUCAUGGGCAUUCACACCAUCAGUGAUCAAGGCAACAGAGAUCCACGCUACUUUUUCUCCUUGAAGACAGACCGGGCCAGGAAAGUAACCACCAUUGAUGCCCAUCGCAGCUACCUCCCGGGUCAGUGGGUGCACCUAGCUGCUACCUACGAUGGGCGACUGAUGAAGCUCUAUAUGAAUGGUGCCCAGGUGGCGACCUCUGCGGAGCAAGUAGGUGGCAUAUUCAGCCCACUGACCCAGAAGUGUAAAGUGCUCAUGUUGGGGGGCAGUGCUCUGAAUCACAACUUCCGGGGCCAUGAACACUUCAGUCUAUGGAAAGUAGCCAGAACCCAGCGAGAGAUUCUAUCCGACAUGGAAACGCGUGGCCUCCACACCCCUCUACCUCAGCUCCUCCUCCAGGAGAACUGGGACAAUGUGAAGCGCACUUGGUCCCCUAUGAAGGAUGGCCACAGCCCCCAGGUGGAAUUCAGCAAUGCACAUGGCUUCCUGUUGGACACUAAUUUGGAGCCCCCUCUUUGCGGGCAGACACUGUGUGACAACACAGAGGUCAUCUCCAGUUACAAUCAGCUCCCAAGUUUUCGGCAGCCCAAGGUGGUGCGCUAUCGUGUGGUCAACAUCUAUGAUGAUCACCAUGAAAACCCGACAGUGAGCUGGCAGCAGAUCGACUUUCAGCACCAACAGCUGGCUGAGGCCUUCCAGCACUACAACAUCUCCUGGGAGUUGGACGUACUAGAUAUAAACAGUUCCUCUCUGCGUCACCGCCUCAUCCUGGCCAACUGUGACAUCAGCAAGAUUGGGGAUGAAAAAUGCGAUCCUGAAUGUAACCAUACACUGACUGGCCAUGACGGUGGCGACUGCCGGCAGCUGCGCUACCCUGCAUUCAUGAAGAAGCAGCAGAAUGGGGUGUGUGACAUGGACUGCAACUACGAAAGGUUUAAUUUUGAUGGUGGAGAGUGCUGUGACCCAGACAUCACUGAUGUCACUAAGACAUGCUUUGAUCCUGACUCUCCACACAGAGCCUACUUGGAUGUUAAUGAGCUAAAGAACAUUCUUAGACUGGAUGGAUCAACACAUCUCAAUAUUUUCUUUGCAAACUCUUCAGAGGAGGAGUUGGCAGGAGUGGCAACUUGGCCAUGGGACAAGGAGGCCCUAAUGCACUUGGGCGGUAUUGUUUUGAACCCGUCUUUCUAUGGCAUUCCUGGACACACCCACACCAUGAUCCAUGAGAUUGGGCAUAGCCUGGGCCUCUAUCACAUCUUCCGUGGUAUCUCAGAAAUCCAGUCCUGCAGUGAUCCUUGCAUGGAGACAGAGCCCUCAUUUGAAACUGGAGACCUCUGCAAUGACACCAACCCAGCCCCUAAACACAAGUUUUGUGGAGACCCUGGACCAGGGAAUGACACUUGUGGUUUUCAUGGCUUCUUCGACACUCCUUAUAACAACUUCAUGAGCUAUGCAGAUGACGACUGUACAGACUCUUUCACGCCCAAUCAAGUCUCCAGAAUGCACUGUUACCUGGACCUCGUAUACCAGAGCUGGCAGCCCUCCAGAAAGCCAGCACCUGUAGCUCUUGCACCCCAGAUUGUGGGCCAUACAACCGACUCUGUGAUGCUAGAGUGGUUCCCACCCAUCGAUGGCCACUUCUUUGAAAGAGAAUUGGGAUCAGCAUGUGACCUUUGCCUAGAAGGGAGAAUCCUGGUGCAAUAUGCUUUCAAUGCUUCCUCCCCCAUGCCCUGUGGACCAUCGGGACACUGGAGUCCUCGGGAAGCAGAAGGUCACCCAGAUGUUGAACAGCCCUGUAAAUCCAGUGUCCGUACCUGGAGUCCAAAUUCAGCUGUCAACCCGCACACAGUCCCUCCAGCCUGCCCUGAGCCACAAGGCUGCUACCUCGAGCUGGAAUUCCGCUACCCCUUGGUCCCUGAGUCUCUGACCAUCUGGGUAACCUUCGUCUCCAGUGACUGGGAUUCCAGUGGAGCUGUCAAUGACAUCAAACUCUUGACUGUUAGUGGAAAGAAUAUCUCUUUGGGUCCUCAAAAUGUCUUCUGUGAUAUCCCACUUACCAUCAGACUCCGGGAUGUGAGUGAGGAGGUAUAUGGCAUCCAAAUCUAUACUCUGGAUGAACACCUGGAAAUUGAUGCAGCCAUGUUGACCUCCACUGUAGACAGCCCACUCUGUCUGCAGUGUAAACCCCUGCAAUACAAAGUGCUCCGAGACCCACCUCUGCUGGAUGACGUAGGCUCAUUACUCCACCUCAACAGAAGAUUCAUGGAUAUGGAUCUGAAACUUGGCAAUGUGUACCAGUACCGGAUUAUCACCAUAUCAGGAAACGAAGAGAGCGAGCCCUCACCUGCUGCCAUAUACACCCAUGGAAGUGGGUACUGUGGUGAUGGCAUUAUCCAAAAAGACCAAGGAGAAGAAUGUGAUGACAUGAAUAAGGUCAAUGGGGAUGGUUGCUCCCUUUUCUGCAAGCAAGAAGUUUCCUUCAACUGCAUUGAUGAACCCAGCCGGUGCUAUUUCCAUGAUGGGGAUGGGAUGUGUGAAGAGUUUGAGCAAAAAACUAGCAUUAAAGACUGUGGUGUCUACACGCCCCAGGGUUUCCUGGAUCAGUGGGCGUCCAAUGCUUCAGUAUCCCAUCAAGACCAGCAGUGCCCAGGUUGGGUUGUCAUUGGGCAGCCGGCAGCCUCUCAGGUGUGUCGAACCAAGGUGAUAGAUCUCAGUGAAGGCAUUUCCCAGCAUGCUUGGUAUCCUUGCACCAUCAAUUACCCAUACUAUCAGCUGCCUCAGACCACAUUCUGGCUCCAGACAUAUUUCUCUCAGCCAAUGGUGGCUGCAGCUGUUAUUAUUCACCUGGUGACUGAUGGGACAUACUAUGGGGACCAAAAGCAAGAGACCAUCAGUGUUCAGUUGCUUGAUACCAAAGAUCAAAGCCACGAUUUAGGCCUCCAUGUCUUGAGCUGCAGAAACAAUCCCCUGAUUAUCCCUGUGGUCCAUGACCUCAGCCAGCCCUUCUACCACAGCCAGGCGGUACAUGUGAGCUUCAGUUCGCCCCUGGUCGCCAUCUCGGGGGUGGCCCUCCGCUCCUUCGACAACUUUGACCCCGUCACCCUGAGCAGCUGCCAGAGAGGAGAGACCUACAGCCCUGCUGAGCAGAGCUGUGUGCAUUUUGCCUGUGAAGCCACGGACUGCCCAGAACUGACUGUGGAGAAUGCUUCUCUCAACUGUUCCAGCAGCCAUCGUUAUCAUGGUGCUCAGUGCACCGUAAGCUGCCAGACAGGUUAUGUGCUGCAGAUACAGCGAGAUGAUGAGCUAAUCAAGAGCCAGGUAGGGCCAAGCAUCACAGUGACAUGUACAGAGGGCAAAUGGAACAAGCAGGUGGCAUGUGAACCUGUAGACUGCGGUAUCCCAGAUCACCAUCACGUCUACGCCGCCUCCUUCUCCUGUCCAGAGGGUACCACCUUUGGUAGAAGAUGUUCCUUUCAGUGUCGCCACCCUGCCCAGCUGAAAGGCAACAACAGCUUUCUGACCUGUAUGGAAGAUGGACUGUGGUCCUUCCCAGAGGCACUGUGUGAGCUUAUGUGCCUCGCCCCACCCCCAGUUCCCAAUGCGGACCUACAGACAGCCCGGUGUCGCGAGAACAAGCACAAGGUGGGCUCCUUAUGCAAGUACAAGUGCAAACCUGGAUACCACGUGCCUGGCUCAUCUCGGAAGUCCAAGAAACGGGCCUUCAAGACUCAAUGUACUCAAGACGGCAGCUGGCAAGAGGGAACAUGUGUGCCGGUGACUUGUGACCCACCUCCACCCAAAUUCCAUGGGCUCUAUCAGUGCACUAAUGGCUUCCAGUUCAAUAGUGAGUGUAGGAUCAAGUGUGAAGACAGUGAUGCCUCCCAGGGCCGUGGGAGCAACAUCAUUCACUGCCGGAAAGAUGGCACUUGGAGUGGUUCCUUCCAUGUCUGCCGAGAGAUGCAAGGCCAGUGCUCAGCCCCAAACCAACUCAACAGUCACCUCAAAUUGCAGUGUCCUGACGGCUAUGCCAUAGGGUCAGAGUGUGCCACCUCGUGCCUGGACCACAACAGCGAGUCCAUCAUCCUGCCAGUUAACUUGACGGUGCGUGACAUUCCCCAUUGGAUGAACCCCACACGAGUACAGAGGAUUGUCUGCACUGCUGGUCUCCAGUGGUAUCCCUACCCUGCUCAGAUCCACUGUGUCAAAGGCUGUGAGCCAUUCAUGGGAGACAAUUACUGUGAUGCCAUCAACAAUCGAGCCUUCUGCAACUAUGAUGGUGGGGACUGCUGCACCUCCACAGUAAAGACCAAAAAGGUCACUCCCUUUCCUAUGUCCUGUGACCUACAAGAUGACUGCGCCUGUCGGGACCCUGAAGCCCAAGAACACAGCCGGAAAGACCUUCGUGGAUAUAGCCAUGGCUAA
Rattus rattus (black rat) is the source of this 4441-nucleotide messenger RNA. It is a transcript of the gene Pappa, whose product is annotated as pappalysin 1. Gene Ontology annotation, molecular function: metallopeptidase activity. The record is from RefSeq and is a predicted model, not a curated record. Lineage: Eukaryota; Metazoa; Chordata; Mammalia; Rodentia; Muridae.